Messenger RNA from Cladophialophora yegresii CBS 114405, 798 nucleotides. RefSeq lists its product as uncharacterized. Gene Ontology annotation, cellular component: membrane; EMC complex. Lineage: Eukaryota; Fungi; Ascomycota; Eurotiomycetes; Chaetothyriales; Herpotrichiellaceae. The record is from RefSeq and is a predicted model, not a curated record. The coding region runs from base 1 to 798 and encodes 265 amino acids. The transcript is spliced from 2 exons. Gene Ontology annotation, biological process: protein folding in endoplasmic reticulum.
AUGGCGGUGCAAGGCACGGAGCAGAUAAUCCAUCGGGAUCCUGCGUUAUUCUACUGGAUCCUGCUCCCAAUCACGAUUGUGAUGAUAUUGACCGGAGUGCUCAGACACUAUGCAUCCGUCCUGCUACAAUCUCCGCCGAAGCCGCCGAACAGCUUGCCCGAAUCUCGCGAACGGCAGACGCUUCUGCGCGGCAUCAACCUGCGCAACAACUCCCCAGCGGCCAUAACGACGUCGUCAUUCAAUCGCAGAAAGGAAUACCUGGUCGAUGGCUUCCACAAAGGGGUAUUUCUUAAAGGAGGCCCUGAAUCAAAAGAUCAGGGGGCAGCGAACCCCAUGUCCGACCCCGCAGCAAUGGAAGGCAUGAUGGGGAUGAUGAAGGGCAACAUGGCAAUGAUGAUCCCGCAGACGCUGAUCAUGUCCUGGAUCAACGCCUUCUUCGCUGGCUUCGUCAUUCUCAAGCUGCCCUUUCCGCUCACGAUCCGCUUCAAAUCCAUGCUCCAGUCUGGUGUCAUGACGCGGGAUCUGGACGUGAGGUGGGUGUCGAGUCUGUCGUGGUACUUCUUGUGUCUGUUCGGUCUGCAGAGCGUCUUUAUUUUCAUCCUCGGAAAUGAGAAUGCCGCCAGUCAGAUGGCCCAGCAGAUGGCGCAGAUGAAUCCAGGAGCGAACGCCAAUCCUUUCGGCCCGGGGCAGGAGCCGCACAAGAUGUUCCAGGCUGAGGCGGAGAAUCUGGAGGUUGUUGACCACUGGAGCAUCCUCGACGGCGCCGAAGAUCGAUUACUACAAAUCUAUGGCAGCUAG